Messenger RNA from Hermetia illucens (black soldier fly), 1770 nucleotides. Its product is annotated as multiple inositol polyphosphate phosphatase 1-like. The transcript is spliced from 10 exons. Bases 281 to 1654 code for a protein of 457 amino acids. Lineage: Eukaryota; Metazoa; Arthropoda; Insecta; Diptera; Stratiomyidae. Gene Ontology annotation, molecular function: acid phosphatase activity; inositol phosphate phosphatase activity. The record is from RefSeq and is a predicted model, not a curated record.
UUCCAAUUGUCGGACGAAUCAAGGCCCGGACGGGUGGACAGUCUUUGCGCGUUUGCUGGGUUCUUCUUCUGAGUUUUCGAAUCAGUGCGGUUUGAAUAGUAACGGAGAACGUUAAGGAUUUUAUCGAAAUUCCAUAGUAAGAUUGUGGGAAAGUGCAAAUUAUCAACUACUUCUGACGCGUCUCUCUAAUUAAAAGUUCACCUAAUUGUUUAAUACAUUUCGAGGCUGCAUAAAUUUAUAUUGAAUAGUGGUUGACUCAGAACGCCCCACGAGUAAGAAAAUGUUAAAGUUAAUUGGAAUCUUAACAUUUAUAUUGAUAACCCAUCGCAUGCAUGUACGCGCAAACUACUGCUACAGCUUGGAUCGAGAAAAACCCCAAAGACGAUUCUUCUCUGAUGCUACAUCCUAUGCCUACGUACGAGGUGCCGAGUAUGGAAGGCAAUACGCAGCACCAUUUUGCAGACCAUCCAAAUUUUGGCUAUUAGCACGUCAUGGUACUUCCCUACCAGAUAAACAGAUUCUCGAGAGUCUCGACGAAUUAAGAAUGCUUAGAAACGAAGUGGUGGCAAACAAUCGAAAGACAGCAACUAGUCGACCAUCAAAUGAAUCCCUUUGCGCAGAAGAUCUUAAAUUAAUUCACUAUUGGAAUCUGGACGGAAAUAUUACCGUGGAACAUUCGAACUACUUAACGAUCCAAGGAUGGAACGAUAUGAAAUCAUUGGCGAAGAGUUUUAAGCGAAUAUUUCCGGAUUUACUUGGUCGGGGAUAUGAUGUGAAGCAAUUUAUGUUUCGUUACACCAAUGAACAGCACACAGAAGCAAGCUACAAAGCGUUUGUUGAAGGGCUUUUCGGGAAAGACGCUUAUUUGAAUAUAAGCAAAGUAUCUCGCCCUAUAUACCCUCCCUUAUGGUUAGAGAAAUACAAGCCCAAGCAUCAAUUUGUUGAAGAGGUGAAUAAUUUCAAGAAAUCAUCAAUUGUCGUUCGAAUGAUAUCUGACGUAUCAGCAAGAUUGGGAUAUCCUUACCCUCUCACCAUAAACCUAGUGGAAUUGAUGUGGGACAUAUGCAGAUACGAACAAUCUUGGUAUAUGGACAGUCCAAGCGCCUGGUGCGCGGCGUUUACCCUCUCUGAUCAUAAAAUUCUCGAGUAUAUACAGGAUUUGAAGUCGCAAUAUCAAACAGGAUACACCAGCGAUUUUAAUUCAGAUACACCUUGCGAUGCACUUGAAGACAUGAUAAGACGAUUUGAAAAAUCUUCCGAUCCCCGCGUUGCGGUUUCGUUUUCGCACUCAUCCAUCAUACAAUUAUUUUUAGUUGCUCUUCGCGCAUUCAAAGAUGAUGUCCUAAUGACAAGUCUCAAUUAUAAUGAAAUGUGGGAUAGAAAGUGGCGCACCAGCCGAUUGACACCUUAUGGGGCAAAUAUAUUAGCAGUGAAAUAUGAUUGCUCUAGGGAUAAAAAGGAUCCUACCCCAAAAGUUAAGUUCUUCUUAAAUCAGCGUGUCCUGACGUUUCCUUGGUGCAAUGCUGAUCUUUGCAAAAUGCAGGAUAUAAUAAAUCAAUACAAUGCAUUUUGUAAGCACGCCUACAAUUCGGCAGAUUACAAGUAUUUGUCGUUUAUUUUUUUGAUCCCUUCACUAUUGACCUUACGUUAUUGACAAAUUAAUAAACCUUACUUUAUAUCCUUUUUCAUGAAUCGAUUUUCGAAGCCAUUCCUUUAUUUAUCAUACUUUUAUUUUUAUUUUAUGAUAAGUGAAUAAAUAUAAAUAAAUGA